CCGCGUUUCCUUUCCCCUUUUCCUACGUGUCUCGGCCCCGGAGCCGGCGCGAUCGGGCUGCUACCGCCGCUCUGUCUGCCCCGCUGCUCGGUCCGACCUCCCCAACAUGGCCGCCCGCUGUAGCCGCUCCCCAAUAUGGCGGCGCGGGGCGGGCGGUCGGUGCCCGAAGCGGUGAUGGCGGCCGAGCGGCCGCGCAGCCUGUUCGCGCUGAGCGCGGCCGCCGUGAGCCGCAGCAUGGCCGCCCUGGAGCGGGACGUCUGGGCGCUGCCCGGGCACCUCCUGCGGGGGCUCCUGCCUCUCCUCACCAUCUUCCAUCUCGAGCGGGCCGAGGACGCCGCGCGGAGAGCAGGCCUCUCGACACAGCCCAUCUGGCGCAAGCUGUGGGACGAUGUGAUGAAAACCAGGCCGCCCAACUCGGAGAGCAUAACAUGUUGGAGGAAGAAGUUCCUUGAAACAUUCUUCUCCAAUGUCCUCCAUGGUGUCUUGGACGUGUCCUCUGACUGGCGCCUCCAUGACCGUCACUUUUCGCCGCUGCUGCACAGCUCCCCGCACGUUUCCCAGCUCACCCUCUGCAACAUGCUCCAGGGGGCCGUGGAGCUCACUGCUGAGCACAACCACAAAGUGCUGGAAAACCUGGCUGGCUCCCUGCGGGUCCUGAAGUUCCAGCACCUCCUCUCCUGUGACCAGUCCAUCAGGCGCUCGCUGGUUUUGCUCCUUCACCGGCUGAUCCACCACGGCUCUGUCAGCCAGGUGUCCAUGUGCUCCUGGCCUGUUCCCGACACGGUUCUUCUCGUUCUCAUCCUGACCAUGAGUGCUGGGUUUUGGCGCUCAGGAAAUGCCUUCACCUAUCACGGCAGCCCGUGUGGCCUUUGCAGAGAGGAGGACAAAGCCCAAAGCCAAGAGUCAGCACAGGGGGGAGCAGAGAGGGGCUGUAAUACUGAGCCGGAGGGGAGCAGUGCUGAGAACCAGAGGAGAUCCCCAAAAGAGGCUGAUGCUUGCAUGGCCUCUGUCCUCUCUGGCCCCAGAAGUCCUCCCCUGCAAAACCCAGCACGUGAAGAGACAAGCAGCGAGGUGCCCUGUGGCCACACCAGCAUUCAGGGGGAUUCUUCCCCUCGUUCUAGCUCAGAGCAGCUGUCCUGUCACCCCAUUCCUCGAAAGACACGCAGAUGGCAGAAACCUGCAGUGGGGAGGAAACGUCGCUGUCUCAGACGGAGCAGGGGACACUAUGCUGACCCAGAAGAUCUCUAUGAUUUUGUUUUUACUGUUGCUAGAGAGGAUAAUUCAGGGUUACUGGAAAAAACCAGGACCACAGAGGGAGAGAGCACUGAGAACUGGACUAGUUCCUCCCCGGGAUCUCCAUGCACUGGCCAUGCUGGCUGUAAGAAAAGAGGAGGACCUGCUGGAACCCUUUCUCUGAAAGCUGCUCACCGCUUCCGAAGUGUCUCCACACUGGAAUUGUUCUCCAUUCCUUUGACUGGGGAGACGUGUCGGACUCUGAGUAACCUGCUGAGCUCCUGGGUGUCUUUAGAAAACCUGGUUCUGUCCUACAAUGGCCUGAAUGCCAACAUCUCCUGCAUCCUCUCUGGGCUCCGGGCCCUGUCGCGCCACCCAGAGUGCUGCUUCCGCGUGCUCCGCGUGAGCGACAUGUUCUCCCACAUGCCGUGCAUGGAGCUGGUCCGCUGCAUCCUGAGCGCCCUUCCCCAGCUCCACACGCUCUCGGUCAGCUUCGACCUCAAAAACCAGCUGGAGGGCAGCAGGCCAGAGGCCAGUCCAAGCUGCAGCGAGGCAGAAAUCCCAGAAAGCUGCCUGGAGGUGCUGGAGAUCCGAUUCCCCAGGGAACCUCUGCACACUGCGUUCCUGCUGCCGGUGCUCAAGGCGUCCAAGUCCCUCCAGCAGCUGUCCCUUGACAGUGCCACACUGCCCUGCCCCCAGGAGCUCGGGCUCCUUUUGGAGGUGCUCAAAGAGUGUACUCCAAAUUUGAAGAAACUGAGCUUUCAUGAUGUGAACCUGGCUGAGCACCAGAAAGAAGUUCUGCUUCUGCUUCAGGAUCCUGGCCUACAAGAAAUCACCUUCUCCUUCUGCCGGCUGUUUGAAAGCUCUACUGCUGAGUUUUUGUCAGAAAUAAUCAAUGCAGUGAAAAGAAAUUCAUCACUCAAGAGCCUCAAGCUGCCCGGGAACCGCCUUGGGAAUCACAGGCUGGUUGCCCUUGCAGAUAUUUUCUCUGAAGAUUCCUCCUCUUCUCUCUGCCAGCUAGAUGUCAGCUCAAAUUGCAUCAAACCUGAUGGGCUCCUGGAGUUCACAAAGAAGCUGGAAGGCCACAUCCAGCAGAGAGGGGGACAGCUUCCAUUCACACACCUCCGCCUCUUCCAGAACUGGCUGGACCAGGAUGCAGCGACAGCGCAGGAGGCGCUGCGGCGUCUCAAAGCCCUGUGCAGUGUAGUCAACGACACGUGGGACUCCUCUCAGGCCUUUGCUGACUACAUCAGUGUCAUGUGAG
Molecule: messenger RNA, 2497 nt
Organism: Pyrgilauda ruficollis (rufous-necked snowfinch)
Lineage: Eukaryota; Metazoa; Chordata; Aves; Passeriformes; Passeridae
Gene: LRRC41
Product: leucine rich repeat containing 41
Exons: 10
Coding region: 136-2496 (786 amino acids)
Cellular component (GO): cytoplasm; nucleus
Source: RefSeq, a predicted model, not a curated record